Aspergillus caelatus is the source of this 1473-nucleotide messenger RNA. Its product is annotated as sugar porter family MFS transporter. The record is from RefSeq and is a predicted model, not a curated record. Lineage: Eukaryota; Fungi; Ascomycota; Eurotiomycetes; Eurotiales; Aspergillaceae. Gene Ontology annotation, biological process: transmembrane transport; carbohydrate transport. The transcript is spliced from 4 exons. Gene Ontology annotation, molecular function: carbohydrate:proton symporter activity. The coding region runs from base 1 to 1473 and encodes 490 amino acids. Gene Ontology annotation, cellular component: membrane.
AUGGGGCAUGCACAAACAGUAUUCUCGGCUCUCUUCCUGGCCGUGGGAGGGUUCCUUUUCGGCUAUGAUAGUGGUAUCAUCACUUCAACUAUAUCCUUGGCCACAUUCAAGGAAUACUUCGGCAACCCUAGUGGCACGGUAACCGGUGGAGUGGUGUCUUCAUUCCAGGGUGGUGCUAUCGCAGGGACAAUGUUUAAUAUGGUUUUCGCUGAUCGAAUGGGUCGAAAGUACUCCAUCUUGGCCGGUGCCAUAGUUUCCUGUCUAGGGUGUGCCAUCCAAGCCGGUGCUGUGGCUAUGUCGAUGUUGAUAAUAGGUCGAUUCAUUGCGGGAGUAGCAGUCGGCAUGCUUACUGCCACUAUCCCCAUGUAUGCCUCGGAGCUCUCUGAGCCUCAAAUGCGUGCUGCUUUAUCCGGAUUACUACAAUGGAUGUUGAGUUGGGGCUAUCUCAUAGCCCAGUGGCUAGGAUAUGGCUGCUCUUUCAACACCACGGAAUUCUCAUGGCGGUUCCCUUUGGCGUUCCAAUGCAUUCCGGGUAUAAUCCUAGUGGUGGGCAUCUGGUUUCUCAAAGAGUCUCCUAGAUGGCUUAUGGAGAAGGAUCGUCAGGAAGAGGCGAGGCAGGUGCUCAUGAGCCUCCGAAAAGGAAAAGACCCCGAGUUGAUUGAACUGGAAUUUCAAGAAAUUCGUGAUGUUAUCAUGGCUGACCGUGCGAUGGGCGAGAUUACCUGGAGGUCCAUCAUCUCAAAGCCUUCCUGGCGCCGUCGACUACUGCUUGGUUGCGGUGUUCAAGCUUUUGGUCCCCUAUCUGGCACCAACGUUAUCAACUACUAUGGGCCGACGAUCUACAACAUCCUGGGCAUCGAUAACCAAACAUCACUUAUGAUCAUCGGUAUCAGUGGAGCCCUUUCAGUUGUCUACUGUACUAUCGGACUCUAUCUCCUGGAUAAGACUGGUCGUAUUAGACCUUUGCUCGUGUCAGCCGCUGGCCUUGCGGCGGCAUUACUAGUCAACGCAGUGCAAGCACAAUACAUGGAUCAGAACAAUGCUAACCAACUGCGCUCAAUGGUGGCCAUGAACUUUGUUUUCAGCUUCUUCUACACACCACUGGGUAUCAUUUCUUGGGUCUACCCUGCCGAGAUCUUCCCCGUUGAGGUUCGAGCCUUGGGUAAUGCGAUUACAACUUUCACCAACUGGACGGUUAACUUGGUCUUUGCCCAGUUCUCACCAAACGCACUUGACACUGUCGGCUUCAAAUAUUUCUAUCUCUUUUUCGCGCUGAACCUCAUCGCCUUCGUGUGCUACUGGUUCUUCUACCCAGAAACCAAGGGCCGUACACUGGAGCAAAUGGACGAGCUCUUUGGGGACCAGAUCGUGCCGCACGCAUUGCAGGACCCAGAAGGAGCAGCCGCUGCAAUGGAAAAGGAAAGAGCAUUGACAGAUCAUGUGGAGUUUGGUGAGAAUAAGGAGCAGGUGUAG